Messenger RNA from Verticillium dahliae VdLs.17, 460 nucleotides. RefSeq lists its product as uncharacterized. The record is from RefSeq and is a predicted model, not a curated record. Lineage: Eukaryota; Fungi; Ascomycota; Sordariomycetes; Glomerellales; Plectosphaerellaceae. Bases 1 to 333 code for a protein of 110 amino acids. The transcript is spliced from 4 exons.
AUGCAGCGCAAGCUGCGCGCCUCCGUGCGCCAAGCCUACACCUCCCAACUGUCGCUCCUCGGCGGACAAUUAGACAAGGGCGAUGCCGUUGCACGCUCCUCGGUAAGAAGGGCCAUCAAGCGCCUGACCAACGCCAUGGCGCGUCUGCUUCGAGUGCCUGCAGUGACCGCGAGCCGCAACGGCCACCCGAACCUGGAUUAUACAUCCUUGAGCGCCGUCGGCUCGCCCCAGGCGGCGAGUAGCAUCAAACCUGUCUGGGACAUCCUCACAUCAUUCGAGCAGAACCAGUUCCAGUCACGGGCAGGUGCGAUCGCCCAGUGCCCGCACCCAUAACCACGCGAAGACGAAGAAGCGCAAUUCUUCAUCUACCAUGGCGUCGGCGAGUACCAAGCUCGGCGAGGUCAGAUCAACAACGAGCCGCGAUCAAAACCGUCAAGCGUCAGAUCAGGAACCAACGUUC